Molecule: messenger RNA, 1410 nt
Organism: Asparagus officinalis (garden asparagus)
Lineage: Eukaryota; Viridiplantae; Streptophyta; Magnoliopsida; Asparagales; Asparagaceae
Exons: 1
Coding region: 1-1410 (469 amino acids)
Source: RefSeq, a predicted model, not a curated record
AUGGUCAGAGAAAUUAGUCCGAACUGUGCUCUGGAAUAUUUUCCUCCAUCUACUGAUAGCAAAGGUAUGAAAUAUGCAUCUAUUCCUAGAUUUGAGAUUAUGUUGAAUGUAGAAAAAUGGAAUAGUACAUUAAUUGGGUAUGUUCUUGGAGACAAACCUUUUUAUUCACACCUUAAAGGAUGUGUUGGCCGCCUUUGGAAAUUAACAUGUUCUCUCGAAAUAUACUCUAGAGAAAAUGGAUUUUUCUUUUUUAAAUUUGGAUCAAAUGAAGAGAUGAACAGAGUCUUGAAUGGUGGCCCUUGGUUAUUUGAUGGAAGAUUAAUCAUUCUGAAAAAAUGGACUGAGAAUUCAGGCCUUGAACGUGAACUUCUUUCUACUGUGCCAGUUUGGAUCAGGUUUCCCUCUUUGCAUCUUAAACUAUGGUCAAAUAAUAUCAUUGGGAGAAUUGCUAGUCUUGUGGGGAUCCCUCUAUAUAUUGAUCAAGCAACAGCUUCAGGUGAGAGAUUAGCCUAUGCUAGAUGUUUUGUAGAAAUUUCCUCAAAAUCCAAACUCCCAAAUUCUGUCAGAUUGGAUUUAGGAAAUGGAGAGUGGUUGGAAACAAACGUAGAGUAUGAAUGGAUACCACCAAAAUGUAACAAAUGUUUAAUUUUUGGUCAUGUUAAUUAUCAAUGUCUUGUGGUUCUAGUUGAGAAAUGGAUCCCUAAAGAAUCUUCUAUUGAAUCAGAUAGGAGUAUUAAUCCAAAACAGGAUGGAGCUCAAGAUAUAACAGUUCCAGAUGAAAAUCAAGAUUGUGUCUGCCCAAAUGAAAAUCAAGAUGAAAUUUCUAAUAAAGAGGAAGUUUCCAACUCUUUUUCUACAGGUGAUACUGCUAUGGAUGAGUAUUUUGAUGGAAAUGAUAGACAAAUAAACAAGAAUUUUGUUAUAGAGGAGGUUCUUCCACAUACUGAUGAAAUUGGUUUUAAAGUCAGAAAAAUUGAUGAAAUUAAUAUAGAUGAAGACUGUUCUGAUACUGAGAUCCAUUUGGAGAAGGAAAAGGUUACUCAAUAUGUUCUGAAUCAAGAAAAUCAAGAUAAUCAACAUUUUAAAGUGUUACCAGAUAAGAGUAACUGUGAAGAUAUCACUAAAGAGACUGCAGAUACACUAAUUCCUUCUAUGCAGAAUGAUACCUCUUAUCAAUCUGGUAAUUCAAGGCUAAACAUAAACAAUUCUGAAAAUAUUGAUGCCUUACUUGUAGGAAGUGAUAAGGAGAAGGAGUCAAAUAUUGACUUUCCAAUCUCUAUUGAUAACCCUGAAUGGUUAAGUGAAAAAAACCAGAUACAUAUGAAGAAGAAAAAUCAGUUAAAAUUGAUGAAAGAGCUAUCUUCGGGUCCUAAAAGAGUAACUAGGGCCUCCUCCAACAGUAACUCAUGA